Acyrthosiphon pisum (pea aphid) is the source of this 668-nucleotide messenger RNA. RefSeq names its product mediator complex subunit 9 (gene MED9). The record is from RefSeq and is a predicted model, not a curated record. The transcript has 3 exons. Lineage: Eukaryota; Metazoa; Arthropoda; Insecta; Hemiptera; Aphididae. Gene Ontology annotation, molecular function: transcription coregulator activity. Gene Ontology annotation, biological process: regulation of transcription by RNA polymerase II. The coding region runs from base 284 to 592 and encodes 102 amino acids. Gene Ontology annotation, cellular component: mediator complex.
UUUUGAACAAUUUGAACAGCAUACACAAUUUCUAUUAUUUUUAUAAUUUUAUACUCACAUUUUACAUUUAUUAAUUAUCAUUAUUGAAUAUUAUUUACCAUUAACUUGUUAGGUGUAGAACUAACAUUGAUUAUUAUUAUUAUUAUCUAUAGUUGUAAGUACUAUUGUCUGUCUACUAUAAGUCUACUAUAAUACAGUUGUAGUACCUAACAACUAUCUACUUAUUUACUAUUUUAUUUUAAGUAGGUAUUGUUUAAUUAUUAUAAAUUAAAAACCAUUAAAUAUGGAAAAUACUAUUACCGUAAACGAUGUGGAUACAGAUUUUUUACCAUUAAUUCACGAUAUUAUAAAAAGCGGUGAAAGAGAAAAUCACGAACCUCAGAAAUCAGCCCAAGAAAUAUCUCAAAAAAUACAAGAUUUACAAAAAAAGAUUGAUCAAGCGCGAAGUGAUAUUCGAAAAUUACCUGGAGUCCAAUACAACAGUGAGCAACAGUUAAAAGCUAUGGAUGAUCUCCGUCAAUCUUUACAAAUGAAAAGACAACUAUUAUUAAAAUAUAGACAUAUGUAUUCAUUUGAUGUACCAAAGUAUUAAGAUUAAAUUUAACAAUACAUGUGUUCAUGUAAUUUGAUUUUUUUUUUUAAGAAUUGUAUAAAAUAUUGUUUUUGAA